CAAGGGUAGCACCAGACCUCAAUUUUUGAAGCCUCUAUAUUGCAGGCUUUUGAAACUUUUUUAAAACAAGAAACGAAGGAAUUUUUGUUGAGAUCGGGGUUGAAGGGUGGCAAUAAUGGCAUCCGUCGCCACAAUUGUUCGCGUAAGCGCCAUUCUUCUCUUGUGCUUAGCUCUUCAGGGUUGCGACGGCAAGGUUCCAUUUAAUGCGGCGGAGGCUCUAGCUAAAGCUAGAGCUGCCGCAGUCGGCAAUGUAGGCCCUGAUGUCAAACAUUUUAACGUGUUAGAUUAUGGUGCAAAGGCUGAUGGAAAGACGGAUAGCUCAAUUAAUUUUAUCAGGGCAUUCAAGGCUGCAUGCAAUUACAAUGGAAAUGCUAUGAUGGUCAUCCCUGACGGGAACUUCUUGAUAGGACCUGUCAUAUUUUCAGGACCCUGCUUCAAUCCAUCUCCCCUAAUUAUUCAAGCUAAUGGAAUGGUCAAAGCACAAUCUGAUAUUUCCUACUACGCCGGUGGAGCAGAUGAUACAGAUUGGAUCACAUUCCAAAGCAUUGACGGCUUGAUUCUCACUGGACACGGUACUUUCCAUGGCCAAGGUGCUGAGGUAUGGAAGUACAAUAACUGUGGCAAGAAGUCUAACUGCGUCCGUCUGCCAGCCACAUUGAAAUUCAUCAAGGUAAACGAUGCAAUCAUACGCGGCAUAACAUCCAUUGACCCCAAAGGGUUCCACUUCUUCAUCAGCAUGAGCCAAAACUUCAGGAUAUUCAACAUUAAGUUGGUUGCCCCUGCAGAAAGCCCCAACACUGAUGGCAUUCACAUGAGUAAAUCGAACCUGGUGAAAAUAUCCAAAAGCAUCGUUGCCACAGGCGAUGAUUGCGUCUCUAUGAUCCAAGGAUCCACCAACAUCAGCAUCAAGAAAGUAUUUUGUGGCCCUGGCCAUGGCUUCAGUAUCGGUAGCCUUGGACACUAUGAUGCUGAGGCAGAUGUACAGGGGAUAGUCGUGAAGAACUGCUCGCUAACAGACACAGACAAUGGACUUAGAAUCAAAACAUACAAAAAGUCAUCCCCAAGCAAAGCCUCAGGCAUAAUUUUCCGAGACAUCGUCAUGACACGAGUUAAGAACCCCAUCAUCAUAGAUCAAGAAUAUGGAAACAGGAGAAGCAAUGAGCCAUCAAAAGUAAGCAUUAGUGACGUUUUCUACACAAACAUCAGGGGAACUACAAUUAGCAAAGUUGCAGUCGAUCUAACUUGCAGUUCGUCAAAUCCUUGCCAAGGAAUUCACUUAAACAAUGUCAACUUGCAGUAUGCUGGUAGUCCAAAUGGCGACCUGCCUUUCAGCUCUAAUUGUGUCAAUGCGAAAGUUGCCUAUAUUGGAGCCCAAAGCCCUCUCCCUUGCCAUUAGGCCCUUACUGUCAAAACUACAAUCCUUUCCAUCUGAGUGAAGGAAUUGUUGGUAUUAUGGAGUAUAUCAUUGUAAGAGAGGAGAAUCAGUGGAUCUAGUGUACAACUGAUGUAAGGAGCAUCUCAGCCAAUUGUAAUUCCCGGUGUUAAGCGUAAAUUAAUUCCACACGAAGUUGAUACAAGGUUUUGAUCGA
Theobroma umbraticum is the source of this 1589-nucleotide messenger RNA. Its product is annotated as exopolygalacturonase-like. Gene Ontology annotation, biological process: carbohydrate metabolic process. NCBI's taxonomy places the organism in Eukaryota, Viridiplantae, Streptophyta, Magnoliopsida, Malvales, Malvaceae. Gene Ontology annotation, molecular function: polygalacturonase activity. The record is from RefSeq and is a predicted model, not a curated record.